AUGUCGUUGGUGUUCUCUGGUGAAAAUUUGGAACCUGAUGGCCCUGGAAGCAGCGAGGUGUUUUUUACGCCAGAUAAAAAGGCGUACACAGAGGACAACAUAUUGAUUUACAAUAUUCUCGUAUACAACAUUCCAAGAAGGUUGAAGGACGCCGAUAUAAGUCGUUAUUUUUCUAAGUUUGGUAUGAUUUCGGAAGUACGCCUAGUGUAUGAUAAAAAGAGAUCUCGUCGUUCUUCGCCGACAGUAGGAUUUGUGAACUUUGUCGAACCAGAAAGUGCUUACAGAGUAUUGCAGAAAUUUAAUCACCGUAUAAGAGGUUCACGUGUUGGGGUCAAAGCUGGCAGUAGUUUGAAUCAGCCUGAUGCCGAAAAGGCAUAUAGCCAAGAGAAAUGUGGAACCCAACAAAAGAAAGCUAAAACUCCGAACGUUGCUACGAAACUUGGGCUGAAUAUGCUAUCGCUAAAUGAUGAUUGCUUAGAGAUUAUAUGUGGCCUAUUAGGGCUACGAGAUCAAGUACGUUUUGCGCGAGUAUGCAAUCGUUUUCAAGUAAUAUUCCAAAUGUUAUCCAGACGCGCAUAUAAAAGGUUCGAAUUUCGUAAAACCAUAGGGAUGACAUUAUGGGAGAUAUGGGACUUCUUUCGUUUUGCUGGCAAAAAUAUUGAAGAAGUGGCUGGCGAAGUACCAUAUGUGAAUCGUGAACGCAUCAUUACAUUUAUUAGAACGUGCUGCGUCAACUUAAAACGAAUCACAUUGUUCGAUAGUGAAAUGGAGUCCGAUUGCCUGAAGAAAUUACUUCGCAGUUUUCCUCUAUUACGGGAGUUACAUUUGCAUACUUGCGAUGUAGAUGACCUCUCAAUACAAUAUCUGCAAUAUUUGACUCAAUUAGAGAGCCUGACUCUCUCCGUUAAUUCUGCGAUAACAGGCAAAUUUAUGAACUCGCUGGUACAGCUGAAGGUUCUAAAUUUGUAUGGUUGUAGAAAUAUUCAAACUUCCAAUAUGGUUGAAAUAUGCCGUUCCAUGCCGAACUUAAAAUCGCUUGACAUACGUCGUUGUAAACGGCUAUCGCCAAUCUUUUUCGACACCUUGGCAGAACAUUGUCAGCAACUCGAAAUAUUGAAAAUGUCUUGCCCAGAUUUUCCAUAUGAGCAUAUAACAUUAUUACCUCGACUGAAACACAUUGAAUUGUUACUCCGCACUUCUGUUUUGGUAUCACCUACACAGAUUUUUUUCAAAUUGGUCGAAAAUAAGUCGCAGCAACUAGAAACCUUAAAAAUCUAUGGCGCAAAUUCAAUCAAUCCUCAAGAAAUAAGUUCCAUAUCAAAAUUGGAAAAACUGAAAUCAUUAUAUUGCACAAAUAAUCAAGCAAUCGACGAUGACGCGCUUCGAAAACUUUGCCAAUUAGAGCAACUUGAAGAGCUGGUUAUCAAAAACAGUGGCAAUAUAACAAAUGAAGCUCUGAUAAAACUGUUGCGAAGUUGCAAGCAUCUGCGUCACUUAAAUAUACAAUUUUGCAAAAAAAUUACUUGUGAAUUCGUCUUAGAAGCCAUAAAUAUAUUAAAAGAUCGUAAAGGAAGAUCUCAACUUCCAUUCGUCCUUUUUGUAUACGGAACAUCUAUAGAUAAAUAUGGAAUUUCAGAGUUUCAGAAAUACACGGAGGCUGAGAAAGAGUCACUUAUCAAAAUAGUGUUCGAAAUAUUAACUGUUGAUAUAAGAAUUCCUAGCAACGAUAUUUACGACUUGUGGGAUAGCGAUGAUUGGUACUUGUUGUAUUCUUACCGAUGA
Anastrepha obliqua is the source of this 1782-nucleotide messenger RNA. RefSeq lists its product as uncharacterized. Bases 1 to 1782 code for a protein of 593 amino acids. Gene Ontology annotation, cellular component: SCF ubiquitin ligase complex. Gene Ontology annotation, molecular function: RNA binding; protein binding. The transcript is spliced from 5 exons. Gene Ontology annotation, biological process: SCF-dependent proteasomal ubiquitin-dependent protein catabolic process. The record is from RefSeq and is a predicted model, not a curated record. NCBI's taxonomy places the organism in Eukaryota, Metazoa, Arthropoda, Insecta, Diptera, Tephritidae.